GCCCAACAAGUAUCUGACCGCGAGGGUGAGUGUAUAUAAUCUGACUCUUCCCAGCUCUAGGUUUUGUCGACAGACCUGAGCCGGCGGCGUAGGGUUUCGCUCGCCCCCAACUCAGGUCAGCGGAGCUAGCACGAGACCGGCCAUGGCACCGACGCAGGCCAAGUCAGGUCUCUUCGUCGGCAUAAACAAGGGACACGUUGUCACCAAGCGCGAGCUGCCGCUUCGCCCGUCCGACCGCAAGGGGAAAGCUACCAAGAGGGUGACAUUCGUCAGAAGCUUGAUUAGGGAGGUUGCUGGUUUUGCUCCCUAUGAGAAACGCAUCACUGAGCUUCUCAAAGUUGGGAAGGACAAGCGUGCACUCAAGUUGGCUAAGAGGAAGCUUGGUACUCACAAGAGAGCAAAGAAGAAGAGAGAGGAGAUGGCGAAUGUUGUUAGGAAGAUGAGGUCUGGUGGUGGUGGUGUUGCCGACAAGAAGAAAUAGAUUUUGCACAAUCAUGAUUUCGUGGCAAUCUGUUUUAAAGUGAUUCAGUAGCUCCUGAGAAUAGAAUCUUUCUAGCCUUGGCACUGUUUUGGCCCCUAGAACAACCCAAUGGUUGUUCUGAGUAAACCUAUGAAGUUUUGGCACUAUAUCACAACAGGGUUUCUUUUUUGAGCGGCUCCAAUCUUGUCUUGAUUGUUGACGAACCUCAGUUAUUUCGGUUGCUUGGGAUACCAAAUUGGUUAGAUUGUACCAAGCUCAUAUUUUCCGUUGUGUUAUUUGCAUUGUCUGGUGUGAACUAAUGAACUAUGGUAACCUGAGAUGCCUAAUCAGAUUGUGUA
Messenger RNA from Sorghum bicolor (sorghum), 819 nucleotides. Its product is annotated as 60S ribosomal protein L36-3. Gene Ontology annotation, cellular component: ribosome; cytosolic large ribosomal subunit. The record is from RefSeq and is a predicted model, not a curated record. Gene Ontology annotation, biological process: cytoplasmic translation. Lineage: Eukaryota; Viridiplantae; Streptophyta; Magnoliopsida; Poales; Poaceae. The transcript is spliced from 4 exons. The coding region runs from base 143 to 481 and encodes 112 amino acids. Gene Ontology annotation, molecular function: structural constituent of ribosome.